AUGAAAGCUCCCGUCCCCCUCCUGCUUCUGCUCCAAGCCCUGACAGUGCAUUGUCAAAAAGGGGUGUCAAAACGCGGAUCAGUGGAGGGUUGCACAGACUGGUCGGUGGACUAUAAGAGGUACCAGGCCUUAUUGGGAGAGCCGGUGCGGAUCCGCUGCGCCCUGUUCUACGGCUACAUCCGAGCCAACUACAGCCUCGCCCAGAGCUCCGGCCUCAGCCUCAUGUGGUACAAGAGCGCGGGACAUGGCGACUUCGAGGAGCCGAUCAGCUUCGACGGGACCCGCAUGAGCAAAGAGGAGGACGCCAUCUGGUUUAGACCGGCGGAACUGCAGGACGAGGGGUACUACUCGUGCGUGCUACGAAACUCCACAUACUGCAUGAAGGUAUCCAUGCCUCUAAACGUGGCGGAGAACGACACUGAUGUCUGCUAUAACUCCAAAAUGAGGUCCUACGAAAAGGCCGAGCUGAGCAAGAGCAAAAACAUCUCCUGUCCGGGAAUAGAAGAGUACAUCCAGCCGGGAACUGAACCGGAGAUCACAUGGUAUAAGGAGUGUAAGCCGCAGCAGUGGAGGGCAAGCAUUGAGACCAGAGACAGUUUGUACAUCAGGGAGGUCAAAGAGGAAGACACGGGGAACUACACCUGCGAGCUCCAGCUGGGGACGUUUGUGGUGCGCAAGACCACCGAGCUCUCCGUCACCGCUCCACAGACCGACAAGCCUCCAAAGAUCCUGUUCCCUGCGGAGGGUCAAAUGACAGUCAUCGAACUGGCCAUAGGCAGCCCGGUCAACCUGACGUGCAGAGCCUUCUUCGGGUACAGCGGAGACGUCAGCCCCCUCAUCUACUGGAUGAAAGCCGACAAGUACAUCGAGGACCUGGACGAUGAGAGAGUGCAGGAGACAGACCUCAAGACCAUCCGUAAACACUUGGGGGAGCAGGAGGUGUCCAUUUCGCUGACGAUCGAGGCUCUGGAUGAGGGCGACUUUGGGAACUACUCGUGUUAUGUGGAAAACAUCAACGGAAGAAGACAAGCUAACAUCCAGCUAGCCAAGAAACCGGAGCUGAUGUACACGGUGGAGCUGGCAGGAGGACUGGGGGCCAUCUUGCUGCUGUUGAUCUUCUUGGUGACGCUGUACAAAUGUUACCGCAUCGAGAUCAUGCUCUUCUACAGGACGCACUUCGGGAGCGAGGACCUGGAUGGAGAAAACAAAGACUACGACGCGUAUCUGUCCUACACUAAAGUCGACCCUGACCAGUGGAGCCAGGAGACCCGAGAGGAGGAGCGCUUUGCCUUGGAGAUCCUGCCUGAAGUCCUGGAGAAGCACUACGGGUAUAAACUCUUCAUACCAGACAGAGACUUGAUCCCAACAGGAAGUUUCACCAAUGAUCAUUUCCAGGAUGACACCAGGCUACUUAGAGCGUACAUCGAGGACGUGGCUCGCUGCGUGGACCAGAGCAAGCGUCUGAUCAUCGUUAUGACGCCCAGCUAUGUGGUGCGGAGGGGGUGGAGUAUCUUUGAGCUGGAGACGCGCCUCAGGAACAUGCUGGUGACGGGAGAGAUAAAGGUGAUCCUGAUCGAGUGCGCCGAGCUUCGCGGCAUCAUGAACUACCAGGAAGUGGAGGCGCUCAAACACACCAUCAAAAUGCUCACGGUCAUCAAGUGGCACGGCCCCAAGAGCAACAAACUGAGCUCCAAGUUCUGGAAGCAGCUGCUGUACGAGAUGCCCUUUAAGCGCCUGGAGGGUCCUCUGACCAUCUCCCACGAGCAGGUGCUGGACGUCAGCGAGCAGGGCCCCUUCGGCGAGCUGCAGACUGUCUCUGCCAUCUCCAUGGCAACCUCCACAGCGAUGGCCACGGCGCACCCGGACCUGCGCUCCUCCUUCGGCACCUGCCACACUCAGCUGAGGCAGCAGAAGCACUACUACCGCGGUUACGACUACGACCUGCCUCCGGGGGGCACUCUGCCGCCGCUGUCCGCCACGCUCGGCAACCAGCUCGGCAACCAGCACACCUACUGCAACAUCCCCAUGACGCUGCUCAACGGCCAGAGACCGCAGGGCAGGUCGCCAAGGCAACAGAGCAUGGAGGAGAGCCACGCCGGCAACAACGCCAUGCUGCCCCUGCUGCCCCGAGAAACCAGCAUCUCCUCUGUGAUCUGGUGACACAGGACUGUGCUGCUGCUGCUCAUGCUCCUCUGUGCACCAGGGAACAACAGGGACCAGAGCCCGGAGGAGGACUUUGUUUGCCUGUACUCAGUAACACAAGCCAACUAUCAUCGCCCGACCAGGAAAACAGGGUUUGUACAUAUCUUUUUGUAAUUCUUUGUAGCAUCUGUGUUCUCUCAUAUUUUGGAUUUUUUGGUAAAGUGAAGCCUGAGAGAAGUGCGGAUGUUAUCUUUAUCCAUGUAGACGAUGGGAUGCAGCCUCUGGACUUUUGUGGCUGAUUUUUCCCGGUUUUCCAGGAUGGACUAAACUGGAAUAUGCAAAACAAAGAGUCCAUCAAUGACUGAUCUGGAAAAGGACUAAAACGGUGCUAGGCUUCACUUUGUCACAUUUAUUUUGAAAAAACAGCCUUGCUAUUUACCUUAACAGAAGAUUAUAUCACUGAAAAAUCUAAUUAUUGUGUUAUUUUAUGAAAAAAGUCUAUUUUUGUAACUGAGGGAUAUUUGCUUAGAGAACUUCUAAAGUGAAGAUGGCUACGAGGGUACAAUAUUGUUUUUGUGAAAAUGAUACAAGUAGAUUAUGGAAAAUAAAAUAGGUUUUCACUAAAUGUCUUACCCAUAUU
Molecule: messenger RNA, 2782 nt
Organism: Periophthalmus magnuspinnatus
Lineage: Eukaryota; Metazoa; Chordata; Actinopteri; Gobiiformes; Gobiidae
Product: interleukin-1 receptor accessory protein-like 1
Exons: 11
Coding region: 1-2160 (719 amino acids)
Biological process (GO): negative regulation of exocytosis; signal transduction
Source: RefSeq, a predicted model, not a curated record